GCCAGGCGGGGCCCAGAGGCGCCGCCCGCUGUGUCCAGCGCACGCCGCUCCCUCGCGCCGCUGCCCGCUGCCCGCUGCUCGGCUGCGCGGAGGAGGCGCCCGGCCGGCCGAGGUCCCACAGGGGAGGGCAGCGCACCCCGCCCCUGCACGCCCAGCACAGGCUCCCGCCGGCUCCCGUGACUCCGCCACGGUCAGCGGAGCCCAGGCGCGGUCCGGCCUCGAGCGCCCUGGCGCCCGAGUUCUGCGGAUCAGGAGCUGGACUUGGACAGAGCACCUUCUCUGCCUCUAAGCCCUGCCUCCUUCUCCAGGACAGAGUUCAGGCAUUUUGCAUUUUGCUCUGGAGGGAAAGAAGCAGAUGAUGAGAAUGGGAUUCAUAGUAGAAUAUCUCCACAGAGUUGUUUAACUUGGCUUAACUGAAAGACCACUGGGAAUGGACUUAGCCUGGGGCCUGGCCUGACUCAGCUCCAUGGGAAAGGAUCUAGGCAUUCUAGGACUUGAAGCUCCUUCAGUUUGGGAGGCCCUCUCUAAGAAGGAAUGCAAAGUCGCAAAUACAGUAUCAGUGCCAGCUAUGCAGGGACGGACUGUCUGGACCAUUCGGACCUUCUUUGGGGUUAUUCAGCGUUGCCAUUUGGGGCGAGGCACGUCCCUUCAUAUUUGUGGCCACUUGAAGCUACUGCAGAUCAUUCUGGGGCACUGACCGGUGUGAGAAGGGAGUCAGAGGAGAAAAUAAUGAAUGUCAAAGGAAAAGUAAUUCUGUUAAUGCUGGUUAUUUCAACUGCAGUUGUUGUGGUUUUGGAAUACAUCAACAGCUCAGAAGACGCUUUCUUGUGGAUCUAUCCCUCCAAAAACCCAGAAGUUGAUAACAACAGCAGUCAGAAGAGCUGGUGGUUUCUGAACUGGUUUAAGGAUAGGACCCACGAUUAUCAAGAGGAAGAAAUCAGCAUAGAAGAAGGGACAAAAGGAGAGCUUCAGCUAUCAGACUGGUUUGAUCCAACGAAACGCCCGGAGGUUGUGACGGUGACUGGAUGGCAGGCGCCAGUUGUAUGGGAAGACACUUAUGACGCAGCCGUGCUGGAAAGAUACUAUGCCAGACGUAGAAUCACUGUGGGCUUGACGGUUUUUGCUACUGGAAGAUACAUUGAUCAUUACUUGGAGGAGUUCAUAAUAUCUGCUAACAAGUACUUCAUGGCUGGUCACAAGGUCAUAUUUUACAUCAUGGUGGAUGAUGUCUCCAGGAUGCCUUUGAUAGAGCUGGGUCCCCGGCGUUCCUUCAAAGUGUUUGAGAUCAAGCCUGAGAAGAGGUGGCAGGACAUCAGCAUGAUGCGCAUGAAGACGAUCGCGGAGCACAUUUUGGCCCACAUCCAGCAUGAGGUCGACUUCCUCUUCUGCAUGGAUGUGGACCAGGUCUUCCAAGACAAUUUUGGUGUGGAGACUCUGGGCCAGCUGGUGGCUCAGCUACAGGCCUGGUGGUACAAGGCAGACCCCAAGGAGUUUACCUAUGAGAGGCGGGAAGAGUCAGCAGCGUACAUUCCCUUUGGACAGGGGGAUUUUUAUUACCAUGCAGCCAUUUUUGGAGGAACACCAAGUCAAGUUCUCAACCUCACCCAGGCAUGCUUUAAAGGAAUCCUCCAAGACAAGAAAAAUAACAUAGAAGCUACGUGGCAUGAUGAAAGCCAUCUGAACAAGUAUUUCCUUCUCAACAAACCCACUAAAAUCUUAUCCCCAGAAUACUGCUGGGAUUAUCACAUAGGUCUGCCUGCCGAUAUUAGAAAUGUCAAACUAUCUUGGCAGACAAAAGAAUACAAUUUGGUGAGGAAUAAUGUCUGACUUCAAAUUGUGCCAGUAGGUUUUCUGAACUGGAGACAGUAUUAUUCUGGCUAACUCCUCAGAAAAGUAAUUUUAGCUUUUAAAAAAUACUAACAAAUUAUCAACCUGGCAGUAUGUACUAUCCCUCCUUGUAACUUUGAGCCUUGAAUUACGGGAGAGUGCAUCUAUGGCAAUCAGAUAUAAGUUCCCGGCAUUGUCUUCUGUACUCUGGGUUUAGAGGAAAUACUGUUAGCUGAACCAAAAAGAAUUUGCCACAGGCAAAGAAAAAGCCAGAACAUUCUGCACGUCAGAUAACACAUUGCAUAACAGGGUGCUAAAGGAAAUGUUUAGUAACAGGAUGCUGCAGUGAGAGGCACGGUCCCCUUGAUUCAGUGUCUUUCUGGUUUUGAUGGGUCUAAAGCGAUGAGUUAAUGAGUUGUUGUACAGCAGGAAAACUACCAGCAGGAUGCCUUCUCCUUUGGAAAUCCUCAAAGGCCUCCAAGCUGAUUGCCUCAGGCUAUUUGUAGUUCGUUUCCUCCCCUCGGCUGGAUAUUGUUUGGCUUCUGGGCGAAAGAUCCGGUGGAGAUUCCCAGUGGAUGUCCUGGUGGUGCGCAUUCAGAGACCCAGGGAAUCUGAGCAGGCCAGUGGGUGCUCUGCUUGACGUGAAAACAAAUUAGUGCUGGGAUGAAACAGCAAAGUGAGUGGAAAGAGGGCCUGACCACUGUAGGGGACACAGGACACAGAGUGUUGGUGCUUAAAUUAUACUGUGGUCACAGGAGCUGAAAGGGACACAGUGUGGGAGGUCUCCAGCCUCCUUGACUCCAUGACUAACAGCAGGACCUGGCUGGGAGGAGCCCACAGACUAGUGCGUCUUCACCUUCGAGACAAGUGGGUGAUGUCAGAGACAGGGAAGGGUCAGAGGGGAUUGAACAGGCCUGCCAAGACGGACCUGGGCUUUGCAUUAGCUGGUCCCACCGAACGUUCUAGACCUCAGGCUCCUUCAGCCCAUCAUGUCCCAACCUGGAGGGCUGACAUCAAGAAGGGGACUGAAGAAAAAGCCCUCCUGGCACAUAACCUCUGGUUUCCCCCUGCUCCAUCUGCACUAUGGACUUUGGUGUGUUUGACAACGUGAUUAUGAAUUUUAUAACAAAGGUAUGAGUGGAUGGCAACGGGAGACCCAGUCAUCGUGAGUGAACAGCUGAACUCUCAGUUCCCUUCUCUAAGAGAAGCGGUGACGUGGAUUAUAAUUAAACAAAUCAAUGUAGAGGAAGUUCGAAGGCAAUAUUUACACAUGCGUAUAUAUUUAUAUUUUGCUUGUGUUCCAGUUUAAGUCAUUUGCUGCCAUUUUUAAGCAAUUUAUUUAAAGAGACUGGUCUGGUUUGAUGGGCAGCACAAAGGGCUUCUUGGGUAAAACGAAACCUACAUUUCCUCCAUCGUCUUGCAGUACCUCCUGUUCUUCAGCGGGGGGCCCCAUCGCCACCAAAAAAAGCCCCACGUAGCCAAAAAAACAAAAAUUCUGACAUCAGUUAAGAUUCACGCUUCUUUAUUAAAGGUGUGUUGGACCCAGACUAGAGUAGGGGUAGUUUAAAAGUUCAAGCCCUGAACCAAAGAAAUGACCUAUCCUGAAAGCUUGGAGAUAGGGGCUGAAAUAAUUUUGAAGGAAUUUCUUGAUUUUUUAAAAAAAAGUCAUUUAAAUUUAAAUCCUCAAUGGAUCAAUUCAAGAUUUUGUUUAAUAACAGUUUUUAAAUAAAAUUUCUGAUUUACAAUCAAACGAA
Messenger RNA from Chinchilla lanigera (long-tailed chinchilla), 3581 nucleotides. RefSeq names its product N-acetyllactosaminide alpha-1,3-galactosyltransferase-like. The record is from RefSeq and is a predicted model, not a curated record. The transcript is spliced from 10 exons. Gene Ontology annotation, biological process: carbohydrate metabolic process. NCBI's taxonomy places the organism in Eukaryota, Metazoa, Chordata, Mammalia, Rodentia, Chinchillidae. The coding region runs from base 535 to 1827 and encodes 430 amino acids. Gene Ontology annotation, cellular component: Golgi apparatus; vesicle; membrane. Gene Ontology annotation, molecular function: hexosyltransferase activity.